Daldinia childiae is the source of this 1125-nucleotide messenger RNA. RefSeq names its product YTH domain-containing protein 1. Bases 1 to 1125 code for a protein of 374 amino acids. The transcript is spliced from 4 exons. Gene Ontology annotation, cellular component: nucleoplasm. NCBI's taxonomy places the organism in Eukaryota, Fungi, Ascomycota, Sordariomycetes, Xylariales, Hypoxylaceae. Gene Ontology annotation, biological process: mRNA splicing, via spliceosome; regulation of alternative mRNA splicing, via spliceosome. The record is from RefSeq and is a predicted model, not a curated record. Gene Ontology annotation, molecular function: N6-methyladenosine-containing RNA reader activity; mRNA binding.
AUGGCGCAUUCUGAUCACCCUCGUCCUUCCCCAAACCGUGCACGCGAUCUUCGCGAUAGCGGAAACACUAACAUGGAAUCGAUGCUUGCACCGGAUGUCCAGGACUGGCUUAAACUUACCGGCUGGCACGAGAUUGACUAUCGUGAGAAGAAACUAGCAGAUUACCGAAACACUGAUACUGGAGACGAGAAGCAUGAUACAGGCAAGGCUAAAUUAGGCACUGGUCUUAUCAAGAAAGACCUUGACUCUGUUCUUUCUGACAUCCCUCAAGAUUCGGCACCUGCGCGGGUACGUCUCACUGAAUCCGAAGGUCUGAAGGAUAGCAUUGAAGUGCAUCGUGGCAGAGGCAGCAGGAACGUUGUUGUUCCCACGACCCAUGCCCGUUCAGUGUCACCCCUUCGUUUCCACCGCCAUGAACAUGACAAAUACCGUAUUCGCGGUUACUCCCGAGUCUACUAUAAUGAAUACGAUCAGCCUUUGACACCUCGCGGAUCGCCUCUACGUUAUAUUGUCCGGCCGAGCGGCCGUCCUACACACACUACCGAGAGAAUCGAGAACUAUGACAGCCCAAACAGAGAGCGAGUAGAUGAUCAACGAGAUUUGACCCGCGAGAUGAUGCACUUACGCCACCCUAAGCAGCUUGUUCUUGAGGGUAAAGGUGAAGUCUGCUUCUUUGUGAUGAGAUCGUACAGUUGGUCUCAUGUCUACGACUCAAUGGAAGAUGGUUUAUGGGCUACUCAGACUCCCAAUGCGGAGAUUCUAAGCAAGGUCUUUGCCAGCGGCAAGACAGUGGUCCUCUUCUUCGCCGUCAACAAGUCUCACGGGUUUCAGGGCUAUGCCCUCAUGAAGUCACUUCCCUCUGCGGAUAUUCGCCCUAUGUGGUGGUACGGAGUCAAGUGGAACAUCUCGGAGCCAUUCAAGGUUGAGUGGAUUAAUACAAUGCAUGUCGGCAGUAAACAUGUAUUGCAUAUCACAAACCGUCUCAACGAAGACCUUCCGGUUACGCGAGCCCGUAACGGUCAAGAAAUCGACGAAAACGCCGGCCGACAAAUGGUUUGCAUCCUCGAGUCCCGUGGUGUAGAAGAGUACAAGCGAGCCAAACGAAUUGGUUCUCUUUCUAAGUAA